AUGGCUACGGAGAAAGGACACAGCAGGGAUGAUGAGGAAAGGGUGCCGCUAACUCGAGGGAGCACAGAAUUCCGUAACUCAAUAGACUCAUUCGAUUACUCGUCCUCCACCGCUUCGCUGUCUCUCGCCGUCAUUGACAGAAUCAAUAAUUCGACGCAAGAUGCGGGGCUAAGCGAGAAAGGGCCCCGUGACGAUGACGACGAUCGGUACUGGGACGACGACGUUGAGUAUGACGUCGAGGAUGCGGACUAUAUCCCGUCCGGAGGGAAGCCGAUGCACAAAAGUGUUAAGAUAGCGUUGUGGUCACUUUUAUUCCUCUCUCUGGGUGGAUGGUCUCUUGCCUUCGUCCUUUUUAUAUUCAGGAGUCACGACACAUACCAAACGCCCAUCUUGUCAGAGGAUAACAUAUCAAGUGGAGGGCUUCGAGGGGAUCGGAUAACGUUGGACGACGUGCUUGGGGAAGAAUGGAUGCCGCGUCACCACUUUAUAUCGUGGUUCCCAGGUCCGAAUGGCGAGGAUGGAUUGCUUCUUGAGAAAGAUGGCCCCGGAUCUACUGGAUACUUGCGCGUGGAAGACAUUGUCAGUCGCAAGGAUACGAAUUCUUCCAAAGGCUCUAUUGUUUUGAUGCAGAAGAAUACUUUUACAGUGGGAGGAGAAACCGUCAUCUGCUCUCAGGUUUGGCCGAGCCCGGAUUUGAAGACGGUUCUGGUGCUAUCCGAGAAAAAACAGAACUGGCGCCAUUCGUUUACUGGGAAGUAUUGGCUGUUUGAUGUGGAUACUCAAACGGGACAGCCACUCGACCCCGCUGCUCAAGAUCAGAGGAUCCAGCUUGCUUCUUGGUCUCACAAAUCAGAUGCUGUUGUGUUCACAAGAGAUAAUAACAUGUUUCUUAGAAAACUAAGUUCAAAGGAAGUUAUAACGAUCACUUCUGAUGGCGGUGUUGACUUGCUUUAUGGAGUGCCGGAUUGGGUUUAUGAGGAGGAGGUAUUUUCAGGCAACAGCGCGACUUGGUGGGCACAUGAUGGCAACUAUAUUGCAUUCCUUCGGACCAAUGAGUCUGCGGUGCCUGAGUACCCUAUACAGUAUUUCGUGUCCCGACCAAGUGGGGAGGACCCCAAUCUUGGUGAAGAGAAUUAUCCCGAAGUGCGGGAAAUUAAAUACCCCAAAGCUGGCGCACCGAAUCCCAUCGUAGAUCUCCAAUUCUAUGAUAUUAGGAAGGGCGAAAUCUUUUCAGUGGACGUUGCGGAUAGAUUUCCCGAUGACAAUCGCCUCAUCAUUGAGGUUCUGUGGGCCUCGAAUGGGAAGGUUCUUGUCAGAGAGACUAACCGAGAAAGUGAUAUUCUUAUCAUUGCCGCUAUCGAUGUGUUAUCGAGGACUGGAAAAAUUGUCAGAAAAGAAGAUAUAAAUGCUUUGGAUGGCGGCUGGGUGGAGCCGACACAAUCUACGCGGUUUAUUCCUGCGGACCCGAGUAAUGACCGGCCUGAGGAUGGCUACAUAGAUACGGUCAUCCAUGAAGGACGUGAUCAGCUAGCCUACUUUACGCCUCUCGAUAAUCCUAAACCUCUCAUCCUCACAAAAGGUCACUCCGAGGUCGUGAAUUCUCCGUCAGGUGUAGACCUGAAGAGAGGGCUGGUUUAUUUCGUUGUUGCUGGCAAUGAGCCGUGGGAACGACAUGUCUAUAGCGUAAAAUUUGAUGGGACUGCACUUCAGCCAGUGACGAAUGUGUCGGAGAGCAGUUAUUAUGAUGUCUCUUUCUCAGACGGCGCCGGAUACGCUUUGUUAAAUUUCCGGGGGCCCAAAGUACCUUGGCAGAAGGUUAUUAGCACUCCCGCCAACGAAAACCCGUUUGAAGAAAUUAUAGAGCAGAAUAACCACCUGUCUAGAAAGCUUCGUCUCUUUUCCCUGGAAUCGAAAGUUUUCCAGUAUAUCAAUAUUGACGGUUUCUCGCUACCCGUGUUAGAACGACGUCCGCCAAAUUUCGACCCAACGAAAAAAUAUCCUGUUCUUUUCUAUUUAUAUGGCGGGCCCGGGUCACAAACCGUUGACAAAAAGUUCGGUGUCGAUUUCCAGAGCUAUGUUGCUUCUACUCUGGGAUAUAUUGUUGUGACUGUGGAUGGUCGAGGCACCGGUUAUAUUGGCCGGAAAUCCCUCAGCUUAGUUCGAGGAAAGCUUGGGCAUUAUGAGGCUCGAGACCAAAUAGAAGUUGCCAAAAAAUGGGCGGCAAAACCAUAUGUUGAUGAGUCUAGGAUGGCCAUAUGGGGCUGGAGCUACGGAGGUUUUAUGACUCUGAAGACGAUCGAGGAGGACGGGGGACGAACAUUUCAGUAUGGAAUGGCGGUAGCACCGGUGACUGAUUGGCGGUAUUAUGAUUCCAUAUAUGCCGAACGUUAUAUGCACACCCCUCAACACAACCCGCAGGGUUAUGACAGUUCCGCUAUUUCCAACACUACCGCGUUAGCAAACAGUGUUCGUUUCCUGGUGAUGCAUGGAACAGCUGAUGAUAACGUCCACAUCCAAAACACGCUGACCCUGCUCGAUAAACUGGACCUGGCCAACGUUGAUAACUACGAUGUUCACGUCUUUCCAGACUCCAACCACAAUAUCAAUUACCAUAAUGCGCAUAAAAUGGUUUACACUCGCCUUGCUGACUGGCUCGUCAACGCUUUCAAUGGUCAAUGGCUGAAGACCAAUAAUCCUACACCGAACGAUUCUCUAUUUCGACGCGUGGCCACAUGGGCUGGUCUAUAUAAAUUCAAACACCUGUGUUGA
Messenger RNA from Histoplasma mississippiense, 2769 nucleotides. RefSeq lists its product as hypothetical. Gene Ontology annotation, biological process: proteolysis. The record is from RefSeq and is a predicted model, not a curated record. Bases 1 to 2769 code for a protein of 922 amino acids. Gene Ontology annotation, molecular function: dipeptidyl-peptidase activity; serine-type peptidase activity. The transcript has 3 exons. Lineage: Eukaryota; Fungi; Ascomycota; Eurotiomycetes; Onygenales; Ajellomycetaceae.